Messenger RNA from Thalassophryne amazonica, 1806 nucleotides. It is a transcript of the gene pgap3, whose product is annotated as post-GPI attachment to proteins phospholipase 3. Gene Ontology annotation, cellular component: endoplasmic reticulum membrane. The transcript is spliced from 8 exons. Gene Ontology annotation, biological process: GPI anchor biosynthetic process. Lineage: Eukaryota; Metazoa; Chordata; Actinopteri; Batrachoidiformes; Batrachoididae. Bases 171 to 1160 code for a protein of 329 amino acids. Gene Ontology annotation, molecular function: hydrolase activity, acting on ester bonds. The record is from RefSeq and is a predicted model, not a curated record.
CACAGCAGGGCGGCCGCUCAGACUCGGUUCCUGCGAAGAAGAACUGGUGGUUCCAGGCCUGGGUCUUGUCCAUAAACAGCGGGGGCAGCUGUACAGGGAUGCGGUUAGCCGGUUGCACACGUUGUCGCCCCGCCGUGCCUUUGUGAGUCCUGACGGACCGCUGGAGCACCAUGUUAGCCCGGUGCACAUCUGUCGGGCUGUCCGCUUUGGCCGGAGUCGUCCUGCUGCUCUUCGUGUCGGUGUCCACCGUUCAGUCUUCUCAAGGCGACAAGGAGCCGGUGUACCGGGACUGUGUGAAGCAAUGUGUCCGAACCAACUGCACCGGAGUCCGGCUGCGGGGCUUCCAGUCUGCCCAGCCCCACUACAUGGCGCUCACAGGUUGGACAUGUCGUGAUGACUGUCGCUAUCAGUGCAUGUGGACUACUGUAGGCCUUUACCAGGCUGAGGGGUACAGAGUCCCGCAGUUUCAUGGCAAAUGGCCGUUUGCACGCUUUUUGUGCUUUGAGGAGCCGGCAUCUGCCUUGGCCUCUCUGCUGAAUGGCCUGGCUUGCCUCCUCAUGCUGCUGCGCUAUCGGAGCACGGUGCCACGCCAGAGCCCCAUGUACCACACCAUAAACGCCUUCUCCCUAGUGUCUCUUAAUGCGUGGUUCUGGUCCACGGUCUUUCACACUCGCGACACAUAUCUUACCGAGAAAAUGGACUAUUUCUGUGCCACAGCCGUCAUUCUUUACUCUAUCUACCUAUGCUGUGUUCGGACUUUGGGCCUGAGGCGACCAGGGGUGUCCAGUAUGGUUGGAGUCAUGCUCAUCUUGGCCUUUACUUCCCAUGUGUCCUACUUAACCUUUGUCAGUUUUGAUUAUGGCUACAACAUGGCUGCUAAUGUCUCUAUAGGUAUGGUGAACCUGCUGUGGUGGCUCUGCUGGUGUUGGCAGAACCGGCGUACGCUGCCCUACUGGUGGAAGUGCGGCCUGGUGGUCUUUCUGCUUCAUGGUCUCGCUCUGCUGGAGCUGCUGGACUUCCCCCCCCUCCUCUGGGUGUUGGAUGCUCACGCUGUUUGGCACCUGAGCACCAUCCCUGUGCACUUUAUUUUCUAUAGUUUCCUGAUCGAUGACAGCUUGUAUUUACUAAACACAGAGAAGAUGGGCGUCAAAGUGGACUAGGAUUUGGUUAUCAUCUGUUCAGCACGACUGUGCCGGCACACCUUUCCAAUCAGGGCAGCCAAUCACCCCUAUCCAGGAAGUAGCUCUGCCUCCCAGAUAACAUGCAUGCCACCUUUCCUCCAACUGUGACUUCUAUCAGUUUACAUUUUUCUUGUUUUAAAUUUCUUGUAUUUAUUGGGAGAUAAUUUCUCAUUAUUAUUAUUAUAUAUUUUUUAAAAUAAUAAGGAUUGAUGCUUGCAGUACUUACGUACGUUUGCCUUGUACUGACGUGUUCACUGCCCUUCUGCUGCCACCCAUCAUAACUGAAAACUGGAUAUAGGAUACGGCCCAGUGUUCUGUCAGAACAGGCCCCGAUUUUAACGGGGCCUUUACAUCUGUGUGUAGAUUGCAUGUCCAGUUUCUUUACACCCACUUUGACACAAGUGUUUCUCACCAGCUUCAGCCCCAUGGAAGUUCACCAUGCAAGCAAACUUUAAACACACUUGGUUUUUCACAAAUGGCAGUUUGCCGUGGCAGACUAUAGAUGGCACCAAAAUGUCUCUCUCCAGGCCAACACAACCCGCACUGUGUGAUACACAACGUGUGCCAAAAGUGGGGCCGGCAGUUACAGAGUAAUGGCCCCAUGUGAAGAGGCGGAGCGGCCUGC